Vitrella brassicaformis is the source of this 5451-nucleotide messenger RNA. Lineage: Eukaryota; Vitrellaceae. The record is from the annotation of a GenBank genome assembly.
GUGGAUCCCGAAGCAACCAACCUUUCCAGUUCCAGCAUUCUUAUUCUUUGCUAUUGGCGUUCGUCUUGUCGUUCAUCGGUCCUCUCGCAGCAGCGUUUCUGUCGUCGACGAUUUCUCUUGACCUCUCUCGGUUUUUCUCUCUCAAGACGGGAUGAAUUCCCUCUUUCGCUUUCCGACGGAUUCCAACCCGAGCGAGAGCCCUGCUCCGUCGCCCCUUUCGCCGAUAAUCAACUGGGUGAAGAAGCUCCGCCUGACAGUGUCGGGAGGGACCCAGCAGAGCACCGAGACAAUUACCGAGACGGACAAGCAAAAGGGAAGCUGGUGGCCGUUUUCCCUCUUCACACCCAAGGACAGGCAGAAGCAGAAGGCUAACCGACACACACAAGUGAGUCAAGGAGGGAGGGAGGGAGGGAGAACAUGCAUGGAUUUUCUCGGGCUGGGUGAGGAAACCUGAGGGCACGGUGUGCAUGUUGUCUGUUUCUCUGCAGCCUGGCGGCCUCUCGCGGCCUGCUGGUGCACAAGGCGGCACUCAGGGCAGCAAUGCCCGUACUGAACCCCCUCCAGGUCAGGAGAAUCUCCACGCUACGAGCCACCCGUGACUGCUGCCUCUGUGUGUGUUGUGUGUUGUGUGUUGUGUCCUUUCCUUCCGUCAGUUCCGUUGCGCCAGAACCCUCACAGGUGGCUCCGUCGGCUGUCGCCCUACUACCCAUCCCCCUACCCAGUGCCCCUUUCCCAACCUCUGCGGAAGCAGUUCCUCAGGAACGCCCGCAAGGCCCUUCUCGACGCCAACGAACAUGCACUCAAGUUCGGCUACCAGUGGGCGGCCAGGGACCUCAUGCCAGCGCCCCAGACGGUCCCAUCCACUGUCCCCCCGACCCCUCGGUACUGUGAGGUGUCGCUGCCCGCCGUGCGGCAGCUCAACAUCAAGGCGGCUGUCGAGACGUUGGAUAUGCACCAGGCCCGCUUCGCGCGGGGGGCCAAGAUCACCAGCUUCGCGCGUGGCGGGCUGCGCGACGGGGAGAGCACCGGCGGCUCGGUGUUCUUCUACGGUUCUGAGUUCGACUACACCCCCGGGCUCAAGGUCAUUCAGCAGCAGGACCCCUACAUGAUGUCGCCGUAUCGGAGCACCUGGAACAGGGUCAGGCUGACCCUGCACGCCGGCGACUGGGUGGACGUGUAAGUACCCAGCCACACACAACGGGCAGGCAGACAGGCAGGAGGGAGGGAGAAAGAUAUCGAUCCAUCCAUCCAUCCACCUAUUUCUUCUCAAUGUCAGGGCUCUCAAGGAGGACCCCGCGGCGACCCUUCUCCUGACGUUCCUGCCCCACAAGCCCAGCAACCCCUUCGGCUUUCCUGGCAUCGACCCCCAGGCCCUCUCACUGGCCACACACGUGGCGCAGCAGAAGACUCAACUCAAGGACUUCUAUCUGGAGGACCGUGGAGGUCUCGUCGGCCGCUCGGACCUGUGCGAGCACCUGCGGACCGACACAGGAUGGGGCGCGCUGUCCGGCUUCAAGUCGAUCCAAGUGACCUACUGCGCGGGCGUCAACAUCUACAGAGGGCGCGAGAGCAAGGGGUACCCGCUGUUGCCCAAGGCGGCCUGCCUGCCGGUGGCCAUUGUUCAGCCCUCACCCGAGCAGUAUCGCGCCAGCAAGGGAGGGACCAUCGCCGAGGCUGAGGUGGCCAUGACGGCCAUGAUCGAGGCGGCCCUCAGCGCGGCCAUCAUCAACAGCAAGACCACCGUCGUGGUCGACCUCGACAGCUUCGAGAGGCUGGGCGGCAUUCUGUCGUGGAGCCGCAUUCUGGACAGGGUGGCCACCAACUUCUAUAUGCCCUAUCGCUAUAUGCUCAGGCGCAUGCUGCUGGUCAAGAGCUCACCCCUCGACGAGCCUCUGCACCCGGACCAAGGCUACACCGGCCGCAUUGCGGCUAAGGGUGGCGUGGAUGACUGCACGACUCAGAUCGGGCGGCAGGUUCAUGCUGAUGAGCCGGGGUCGAGGUGGCCCGCCCCAACUCGCUUCGCGCUCGACUACUGCGACCUCUACACCGAAGAGGACAUAGCCAUGUGGCUGGCUGAGCUGGAGAACAGCACGGCGUCUCAGAACAGCACGGCCCAGACUCUCGACUAUCAAGUAACCGGCUCAGCAAUUGAGUCGUUCCUUCCAUCGGCCCCUCGUCUCGCUGAUGUUGGUCCUCAGCAUCACAAGCCGCCUCUGGUGGACGCCGCAGACGACACUGACCCAUAUAAGCAGCCGCCGCCCAAGGACCCUGCAGCACACAGGGAAUGGGUGGACGCUAUCUAUGCGCAAUUCGUCCCAGACCCGAGCAGCCCCACCGGCUGGAAGAAGAAGGAGCGGCGGGACAGACUCGCGGGGCAGGAGAAUGGCCAGGCCAGCUAUGGCGGCCCCUCGCACAACGGUCACUACAACAACGGGAGUGGCGUCGGUCAGAACGGCUAUAGCCAUGGGUAUGGCUAUCAGGGUCUUCACAAUGGCCCGGCUGGCGGGGGUGCGGGUCCCCUCAGCCCGUCUCAGCGGCUCGGCUACGGCAGCCCGUCGGAGAGACUAUCGCAGCACAGCGGACGUGCGGUGGGUGUCAACGGCAGCGGCAACAGCGGCCCCCCCUCUCCCUCCCUCCUCAAGCGUCAGAGCGGCCCCAACUGCUUCACCACCCCUCAGGGUGCCUUCGAGUCCAACAAGUGGAAGAUGGAGCAAGAGAAGCAGCACCAUGCGCGGCUUGCCGAGUGGUACAAGGAGGGGGGAUGGCUCAAGCACCAUGUGGAGCAGAGCGACUGGUACAAGCGGCAAAAGGCCCAGCGGGAAGGCCGCUUGCCCACCUGGCAGAAGCUCAUGGAACACCAGAGCCGCCCCAGCGGCAACGGGCACAAUGGGCGGCGGAAGGGCCACCACAACGGCCACCGCAAUGAACACAUCGACAGGCGGCGCAGGACGGUCGGCGGCUACGUGUGCGAGCCCAUCGCAAGAAACCCCGAUGGAUCGGUCAAGACUCACUUCAGCUGCAACGAUUUCAGCUCUGUCCCUUUUGACCCCAACAAGUACAGUGGUGAGUCGGGCCAGAGGGAGCUGUUUCUGAUCCGCAACGGCCUCAAGCCCCCACCCCCCAACGAGCGACACUACAUUGACGUGGACUAUGUGCGGUCUAGGCGCCAGCACGACCCCAACUUUGCCCCUUGGGUUAGUCUGGGCACAGAGAGAGAGGGCGGCAGACAGCAGGCGGGGCAGCAGCCCAGUGGCAAUGAGCGUCCGCGUGAGCAGCAGCAGCAGCAGCAGCCCGCGGUGACGGCGAGCCGCCCGCGCAUGACGCAGCCAUCCCCUGCAUACCGCCGCAGGUGGGAGGAUGACGACUUGCCGGCAGACGGGAGGGGGCUCGGUAUGGGCAAUGGGAAUGGGUCCAAGCGGCCACGGCCACCAACAGGCGGCGGCGGGCGUCUUCUCAACGGCCCGGCAGCAGCGAGUGAAUCGGCCAGUGCCUCGGCGAGUGCAUCGGCCAGUGCAUCGGCCAGUGCAUCGGCCAGUGCAUCGGCCGCGCAGCCAUCGGUCCAUGUGCCUCCUCCCUCGCCGCCGAGCCGACCCAAGAAGAAAGUGCGGUUCAAUGAGGAGGUGCACAUCGACGGGGAGGGGGUGGGCCGGCUGAGCGGCGGCCAGCCCGUGGACGAAGUGGAUGAGGCAAUGGUCGAUACAGAUCGCAGCUCCGAGCAGCAGCAACAGCAACAGCAGCAGCAGCAUCAGCAGCAGCAAGGGUCUAUGUCCAACGGAGUGUCGGCAGAGGAGCAGCAGACGCCCCAGCGCCCCGACAGGAGGAGUCGUGACGACGGCGAGGAAGGGGGGAAGACGCCUGGCGAGGCCAGCCAGCGGCCGUCCAAGCGUCGCCUAUCACGCCUCGAUGAAUAUCUCCAGGUGAGUGAGUCAUAUCUGUCGCACACGGCACGCACAAACAGACCGACAAAGGCACCAAACAUGUGGAUGGGCAUGUCAUGUCGUGUGUGUUGUGUUGUGUGUGCUCAACCUACUCUGCAGUCGCGGCCGUGUUUCCAGCCGUACAACCCCGAGGAGUGGCCCACGGCGUACGGCCCCGCCAUGUGUCACCCCGACAGCAGCAUGUCACCCGAAGAGCGCAGAGAACACGAGCACAUCAUGCUCCGGCGGCCAGCCAUGAACGUCCAGAGCUGCCCCUUGACGGAGGAGCAGCAACGUGAAGUGGAGGAGUGGAAACGCAAGCUGGACCUCCCCCCUGUUCCCCUGUUCUCCGCACCCCCUGCUCAGCCCGCUGCUGCUGCGGCAGCCGCUGCUGCGACGGGUGGGGCGGCGGGUAGCAUCUUCCAGCACAGCGAGCCUGCUGCGGCCGAGACCGGUGCAGCGGCCAGCACUGCUGGGGUCUCAUCUUCCACUCCUGGUGCGUCCACACACAGCCGUGUCAUACACAUGCAGAGAGGCACAAACGCAUGCGGCACUUGGUGUGUGUGGGGCAGGUGUGUCGUCAUCGUCUGGAGCGGGAGCCGACACGAAUGCGUCCACCGCAGCUGUGGUGUCGUCGAGCUCGGCUGCCUCUGCCUCAUCGCAGCCCGCAGCUGCCUCGACCGGGGCUGCAACCAGUGGUGCGGCGGAAGCUUCGUCAGCCAACGCCGACGCGAAGCUAUUUGUCACUGGCGUCUUCGGAGCGGUACCCUCUACGGCCGUCGAUCCGAAUGAGAGUGAGCAGCAGACGAAUGAGUGAAUGCAUGUGUGUGCGCUGCAGCAUCGUGGUGGAUGUGAUGUGUGUUGAUUCGUUCAGAUCCGUUUGUGUCGGGUUUUGCGUCUGGUGGCGGCGCUCAAAUGGCCAAAUCCCGACGCAUGAGGUGAGCGGACACACACACAGACAUAGCGGCAGACACGCGACGACAAUUGAACUCGCCCGUCUCAUUGCUGCCUGUCUGUCUGUUUGUGUGCGCCUUGUAUUGGUCAAUCAUCAGGCGUGGAAGCAAGCCUUGAACGAACGAGGUGGAACCGACCGAGUCGUCCAGCAAGUGCCAAUCACUAUGCGGGUGCGAAUUCGUCAAAGAAUGUCAAUCAAGCACGCACAAGAUGCGGUGCAGCGUCCAAAUGAUAUGCAUGGCCCGCGUGUAAAGACUGACUCACUGACUGACUGAUAGAUACGGCCGCUGGUGUAAGAGUGACGGUGAAGGUUGCUGGCGGACAGUUUUCGCAUUUGUCGGGGUGGGGGUGCAACACGAAAAUCGUGUGUGGGCGGCCUGCCCUGCGUGUGUCAUCUUGGCGCCUGUGACCUGACCCUUCUCUAGUGAGCUCGCUUGAGAAGGGUCAGGUGCCAGAGCGCGAUGUGACAUGCACCCAGGGUAGAAGAAACGGGAAAAGAGCGAUGAUCGCAGACUGGCCGAACUUGCAGAAAGGAAGCAGGACAUUUAACUUGACACACUCGCAACCAUUCACAUGGAUG